GGAGCUGAGCCGAACGGCGCCUGCCCGGGUGCGGAGGAGCGGACGGCAGGGGUGUCCCAGUGGAUGGACCCCCCCGAGGCCAGCCCCCUGAUGUCGGCUCCGCUGUUGCUCUGGGUCAUCCUCUUCCACUGGGCCACCGGCGGGGGCUUCAACCGGGCGGGCAGGACGUGGCAGCACUGCACAGACCUGCGCCCGCUGGACAUCCUCUCGGAGGUGGUCCCCGCCGGCGGGCUGGCCCGCGGCAUGAGGGUGUUUCAAGUGCAGGGGGUGCGCGGUUUCCAGCUCGCCGCCUCGCGGCCCCGCGCCCUGGGCUUCCCCGCCUCCCGGCUCUUCGUCCACUGCGACCGCUUCCCCGAGGAGUUCUCCAUCAUCGUCACGCUGAGGGUCCUCAGCGUCCCCGCCAAGAGAAACGAGUAUGUCUUCACGCUGAUGGCGGAGGAGAGCCCCAGCGUGCUGGUGGGGCUGCGCUACGGCCCCGACAAGCUCCACUUCCUCUUCUGGAGCCAGGAGCGUGCCGGCGGCUGGCAGACCCGCGUCACCUUCCCCAACGUCUCCCUCUCCGAUAACCAGUGGCACACGCUCGUCCUGGCCGUCUCCGGCCAGUCCUUCUCCCUGACGGUGGACUGCAGCGUCCCCAAGGACGUGGUGGUGGAGACGCCGUUUCCAGCCUCUCUGUCGGUGAAGAGAGCCAGCUUCUACCUGGGCAACAGGAGGAGAAGGAAAGGCGUCUUCACGGGCUUGCUGAGACAGCUUGUCCUGCUGCCGGGAGCCGAUGACCCUCGGAUAUGCACCGCCAUGAACUUUAAAGUAGCGACGCUAUCUGUCCCCACUGUCCUCCAGGAUCUCCCGGUGAAGCCAGCGAGCAACGAGGUGCUAAAAUACCCCUACGAGACCGACACGAAGGUGACCCUGGGGUCCCGUCCACCCUGCACCAAGCAGGAGAAGGCGCAGUUCUGGUUCAACGCCUCCCGGCGAGGGCUGUACCUCUGCAACGGCAGCACCUGGAUUUCCAUGCUGGAAGUCAAACAAAAGCUGGACUACGUGGAGGAGUACCAGAACCUGGUGACCAACUCUGAGACAAUGGGUGUUGAGGUCUUCACCAUCCCAAAGGUGGGACUGUUCGCAGCCACUGCCAACCGGUACCCCCCGGGAUCGGCCAUCUAUAAAUGGACCGACGGGAAGUUUGUGCCCUACCAGAACAUCCCCACCUACCAAGCUCAGUCCUGGAAGUAUUUCACCAUAGGAAAGAAGAUCUUCCUAGCAGUGGCUAAUUUUGAGCAGAAUGACAGGGGUCAGGAGUUCUCUGUAAUAUACAAGUGGAGCCGCAGGAAAGAGAAAUUCAUCACGUACCAGAGGAUCACCACGCACAGCGCUAGGGACUGGGAGGCAUUUGUCAUUGAGGGAGAGGCUUUCCUCGCAGUGGUCAACCACAGAGAAGGGAAUAACCACAACAUAGACAGCGUGAUAUACAGGUGGAACCCCAGGACAGGGUUGUUUGAAACCAACCAGACCAUCCCUACCUCUGGAGCCUAUGACUGGGAAUUUUUCACCAUCGGGCCGUAUUCCUUCCUGGCCGUGGCUAACACAUUCAAUGGCACAUCCACUAAGAUCUACUCGCACAUCUACAUCUGGCUCAGUGGCUCUUUCCAGCUCUUCCAGUCUAUCCUGACUUUUGGUGCUGCUGACUGGGAGGUCUUUCGUAUCGGGGACAGAGUCUUCCUGGCCGUUGCAAACAGCCACAGCUAUGACAGCGGGAUGCCAGCACCCUCUAACUUCUACGCCAUCAACUCCUCCAUCUAUGAGCUGAACAUCACUGCCCAGAUGUUUGUCAAAUUCCAGGACCUCCUCACCUACAGUGCCCUGGACUGGGAAUUCUUCUCGGUGGGAGACGACUCUUUUCUGGUGGUAGCAAACUCCUUCGAUGGCUUCACCUUCUCCGUUAACAGUAUUAUCUACAGGUGGCAAGGCUAUGAAGGCUUCGUAGCGGCUCACCACCUCCCCACUGUCGGCUGUAGAGACUGGGAGGCGUUUCACACCGCCGAGGGCUCCUACCUCCUCUACUCUAGUGCCAGGGAGCCGCUUUCCAAAGUGCUCAAGCUGAAAACCACCUGAGGUGGCUGAGACAACGCUCAGCUCAUCGUCAGCAUCGGGGCGAGCUGGGCAUCGAGGUGAAG
This is a messenger RNA of Gymnogyps californianus (California condor), 2174 nucleotides long. RefSeq names its product thrombospondin type laminin G domain and EAR repeats (gene TSPEAR). Lineage: Eukaryota; Metazoa; Chordata; Aves; Accipitriformes; Cathartidae. Gene Ontology annotation, biological process: signal transduction. The record is from RefSeq and is a predicted model, not a curated record.